This is a messenger RNA of Drosophila ananassae, 726 nucleotides long. RefSeq lists its product as uncharacterized. Gene Ontology annotation, cellular component: mitochondrial large ribosomal subunit. The record is from RefSeq and is a predicted model, not a curated record. NCBI's taxonomy places the organism in Eukaryota, Metazoa, Arthropoda, Insecta, Diptera, Drosophilidae. Bases 1 to 468 code for a protein of 155 amino acids. The transcript has 3 exons.
AUGUCGGUGCCAUUUAGCGGGACACUGCGCCGUUCUGGCGGCAUCGUCUCGGCCAUUGGCAAGCAGCUGAAGAGCGUUAACCUGAAGGGCGUCAAACGCAUCACCGUUCAAUUCGAUCCGUUCGCGGAAAACGUCAAGUCCACUCGCGAAUUCCUGUUCCUGCUUUCCACACCAAAAGUUGUCCAGACGAAUCCCAAGUGCGUUGUCAAAUCGGACAUAGUUUGCGACCGGAAGCCGGCCUCCAUUAAGUUUUCCCUCAUAGAUUCCGCACAAGAACAAGCCAAAGUCAAGGAGAUUCGCUUCAACAGCGAUAAUCUGAACACCCUAGAGCUCCUGCAGCUGUGCAACAAACACGUAUCGUCCCUGGCACCACCCGAAGAAGUAACCAACAAGGUUCUGACCAAGGCGGAGAAACAGAAGCUUGGAGGCGGAGCAGGCGGCGGCAAAAAGGCACCAAAAAAGAAGUAGAAUCACGAUGGUGAAGAAGCACAAAGGAACCCUGGCUGUGAUCGAACAGAUCUACCAGGAUAUACCGGCAUUUUCCGACAUAUUCACCGAGGAGGGCUUCUACAUGUUUGCCUUUUGCUUCGUGUGCGCCACCUUUCUGGUGGCCUUUAUUCUCUCCCGUUUUAUCACCAUUAAGCCCGUUGACUUUUAAGCCAAAAGUUUGUCAAAUUCUGCACACCACGUACAUUAAAACAAAAAUAUAUAAGCUUUAACAUGUAA